AUGGCCACCCCACCCUCGCACCUACCUGGAGAGACUCCAGACAGCAACGUUAACGAGAACAACCCCUACGCCUCCUCGAGCCAAUGGCGCCACCAAGAGUCGAGCGCCUUCGCGCGAUAUGCUGGCGCCCACCCCCAUUCGCAUAGCCCCCUCGGCGCCCCGCGAGAUGGAGUGAGCUCUGGCAGCACCGGCGCACUCGCCGACUUUUUCAACGCGAAUCGCAUCGAGACCGCUGGCAACGGCAACGGCGGUGCCGCUCACGUGCCAAUCGUCGUUCCCGCCCAAGAGAAUGGCGACGCGACGCAGAAGCUCGAGGCGCAGGCCGACGGACUGGAAGUCGUCUGCGGCCCGCUCCUCAACUACCGCGGUAUGGUCGACAAUAGGAUCUGGCGCGGCAGCGCACUCAUCGUCGUCAAGGGUGGCGGCAAGGUCCCACCUGCCGCGCCAGCGUUACUCCUCCGUCGUGUCAGUGCAGUCUCUCCACACUCGUUCGUCGCCAUGUCUGGCCCCGACGCGACGCCAGAGGUAGAGAGUCCUCCCCAGAUAUCUGGCGCCAUAACGGCAAAUACCAUCGUAGCCCACUCCGAGUCCCCACCUACCGUGAUUCAGGGCUCGUGCCUAAACUCGGACCCCCGGUGCACCUUUUUCCAAUAUGAUAUCGUCGUUGGUAUUGAGGAUGCCGAAGUGAAGUGGGAGUACACCGUUCCCGACGUGCGCUACUCCAGCGACACGAAACCGCGUCAAAAUAGCUUUUUCGUACCCGCCAUUACAGAGUCGAUGAGGUCCAUGUUCUUCUCGUGUAAUGGUUUCAGCGUUGGAACUGACGAGGCGGCUUGGAGUCAUCUUGCGCUUUGGAAUGAUGUGAUCAGACGACAUAAUGAAGCCCCUUUCCAUGUCAUGAUUGGAGGGGGAGACCAGAUCUACAACGAUGGGAUCCGUGUUGACGGACCCCUCAGGGUCUGGACCGAUAUUGGAAACCCGCGGAAGCGAGGGAAGUUCCCCUUCCCCGAUAACCUGCGGCAGGAAUGCGACAACUAUUAUCUCGAAAACUACAUUUCAUGGUAUAACAGAGAGCCAUUCGCUUCCGCCAAUGGGCAGAUUCCCCAGCUAAAUAUCUGGGAUGACCAUGAUAUUAUUGAUGGGUUCGGUUCUUAUACGGAUCAUUUCAUGAAGUGCGACGUCUUCAGGGGCAUCGGUGGUACCGCGCACAAGUACUACCUUCUCUUCCAGCACCACCUGCCCCCUCCUCCCUUAACUUACACAACAGAUGUCGUGGAAACAACCCUCGGCGGUGACGCGAGGCAAGGGUUUGAUCCGAAACAAGUAGAGAAUGCCUUCGUUGCACCCCAGAGGACAACCCAAGAAAUUGGCUAUAUUGUUGGACCAAAGCCCGGUCCAUACGUCGCCGAGCACUCUCUCAACCUUUACGCUCGCCUGGGUGCACGGCUUGCGUUCCUAGGUAUUGACGCCCGCACAGAGCGAACGCGGCAUCAAAUCAACUAUCCUGAGACAUAUGAGCUGCUCUUUGACAAGCUGUCGGCCGAACUGGUCGCCGCUAAGGAGUCGGGACAGCCCAUUUCCCACUUGCUGAUUCUCCUGGGCGUACCCAUUGCGUAUCCUCGACUCACAUGGCUCGAGAACAUCUUCUCCAGCCCAAUCAUGGGACCAAUGAAGUUCCUGAACCGAAGGUUUGGUUUCGGCGGCUCCUUCUUCAACAAGUUUGACGGCAGUGUCGAUUUACUCGACGAUCUCGACGACCACUGGACGGCCCGCACCCACAAAGCCGAGCGCAAGUACCUCAUCAACUCCCUCCAAAACAUCUCUGCCACGCAUAACCUCCGAAUCACCAUCCUCAGCGGUGACGUUCACCUCGCAGCGGUGGGCCGAUUCUACUCCGACGUCAAGCGGGGCGUCGAUCCCCUCGCCGAUCAGCGCUACAUGGCCAACAUUAUCUCAUCGGCCAUCGUGAACAAGCCACCCCCUGCGCCGGUCGCCAACCUGCUCGCGCACCGGAACAAGAUUCACCACAUGGGUCAUAAGACUGACGAGACACUCCUGUCUUUCUUCGAUAAGCAGCCCGGCGGAAAGAAGAAGGCCGGAAAGAACAACUUUGUGACGAUGCCGAGCCGGAAUUAUGCGAUGAUUACGGAAAAUUCACCCACGAACGACCCGGAGCUAGCGGGGGACGGAAUAGUGACGGAACCGGCGCAGCAGCAGGAUCCUAACCAACCGCCAGUCGAGGAGACAAGGCCGAAGAGCCAUCACUCGAGCAAGUCGGACGGCCGCUUCGCCCUCCACGAUGGAGAGGAGAAUGCGGGAACUCGACACAAGGCUGCGUCUUCGCAACACGGCAAGGGUACCGACGGCAGUCUUGACAUUUGCAUCCGGGUCGAAAUCGACCAGCAUGACGCCCAGGGAAAGACGCAGGGUUACGGUUUGACAGUGCCAGUGUUGCGAUACGUCGCCCGACCAGCAAGCUCAUCCGCAUCAUCUUCGUCCAGCCAGUCGGGGCAGUCUGAGCACCAAGGGUAG
Scedosporium apiospermum is the source of this 2532-nucleotide messenger RNA. RefSeq lists its product as uncharacterized. The record is from RefSeq and is a predicted model, not a curated record. The transcript is spliced from 9 exons. Gene Ontology annotation, cellular component: membrane. NCBI's taxonomy places the organism in Eukaryota, Fungi, Ascomycota, Sordariomycetes, Microascales, Microascaceae. The coding region runs from base 1 to 2532 and encodes 843 amino acids.